AUGAAAACAUCUCAUGUAUGCGGUUCGACAUUAGUACAAACUAUCAAUGCUCCAUUACCUCUAGUAUGGUCAGUCCUACGACGUUUUGAUAACCCGAAAACAUAUAAACAAUUCGUGAGAACGUGCGCUCUACGUUCCGGCGAUGGAGGAGAAGGCUCUGUCCGUGAAGUCACGUUGGUUUCCGAUCUGCCGGCGAGUUUCAGCCUAGAAAGGUUAGAUGAACUUGACGAUGAGUCUCAUGUGAUGGUGAUUAGCAUUAUUGGUGGUGACCAUCGUUUGAUUAAUUACCGGUCGGAAACGACUGCGUUUGUGGCGGUCGAGGAGGAGGAGAAAACGGUGGUGGUGGAGAGCUAUGUGGUCGACGUGCCGGAAGGAAAUACUAAGGAGGAAACGAUGUUGUUUGCUGAUACUAUCGUUGGGUGUAAUCUUAGGUCAUUGGCUAAGUUAUCGGAGAAGAUGGUGCAUGGUUCACUUUUAGAGUUUUAACUUUGAAGGAUUCAAAACUCAUGAGUUUUAUUUCAUGAGGUUUUCUAUAGUAACUAGCA
Messenger RNA from Capsella rubella, 545 nucleotides. Its product is annotated as abscisic acid receptor PYL12. Gene Ontology annotation, cellular component: nucleus; cytoplasm. The transcript has a single exon. The record is from RefSeq and is a predicted model, not a curated record. NCBI's taxonomy places the organism in Eukaryota, Viridiplantae, Streptophyta, Magnoliopsida, Brassicales, Brassicaceae. Gene Ontology annotation, molecular function: abscisic acid binding; signaling receptor activity; protein phosphatase inhibitor activity. The coding region runs from base 1 to 486 and encodes 161 amino acids. Gene Ontology annotation, biological process: abscisic acid-activated signaling pathway.